CUGUUAUUUUCUGUUUUUCAGGAAACCUUGCAAACGCACUCACUGAAUUGUUCCUGCGAACUGUGCAUGCCAGGGUUAAAAGACUUGGAGAAUCAGAAGAACGAUGACGAGUGUUUCAUCUGUAAAAGAGAAGAAGGAGAAGAGUUGGUGGUGUGUGAUAUAUGCCCUCUCUCUUUCCAUCAGAAAUGUCACCUCCCUCCUGUCGACAUCAUUUUAGGGGACAAAAGCCGCUGGAUGUGUACCUUCUGUGAAUUCAGAACAGCUCAGAAGUGGAUGUUCAGGGAAGAAAUGGAAAGGGAAGCAGCAAUGUCCGAACAGAUAUCACAACACAUGAAGAGGUGCCAGUACCUUCUCCUGUAUCUGUGCAGUGCUGAUGAGGAACAACAUUUUGCUACAAAUCCAAGCCUCUAUUUGAAAGACUACUCCACCAUCAUCCAAAUGCCCAUGUGGACUGGAAAAGUGACUGACAAACUCCAGAACAACCUCUACCAAACUGUUGGGAGUUUGUGUCUGACGUUCAGCUCAUAUUUACCAACAGUGCUUUUUACAACCUAAAGAAUGAUGGAUUCCUAACCAUGAGCAACAAACUGAAGGAGUUAUUUGACAGUGAACUCAAGAAGGUGUUCAACAUACGUGAAGAGAGUAAUGACUGAUGAACGGUGUUUAGUUCACACACUCAGGUACUGGGAGAAAAAUAGAUC
Messenger RNA from Labrus bergylta (ballan wrasse), 701 nucleotides. NCBI's taxonomy places the organism in Eukaryota, Metazoa, Chordata, Actinopteri, Labriformes, Labridae. The record is from RefSeq and is a predicted model, not a curated record.